UGAAACUCAUCCUGGGUGUCUGGGUGCUGAUUGACUUGAUAACUGAUUAUCUCCAACAACUUGGUGCCGUGACCCAUAUCCCAACAUACCCACUCAUUGACAGGAGGAGGCUUGAACACCGAAACCCCGCGGGGCAGCCAUCAAUAGACAGAAAGACCUGACGACUGAACUGUCCACCAGGCAGGUGCAGUAUUUCAACCUCGUCCUGCCAGCCGUGGACUGACGGGAUCCGAUACCUGAGGACAGCACCAGACCGGGAAUGGGUCUGACAAGUGAAGACUGACAGAUUAUGUGACAAAAAAGGACAUUAAAGAGCAACAUGGCUGACAAACCUGAUCAGUCAAUAAACAACUGGACUGAAUCUCAAGUGAGCACCUGGCUAAGAUCUAUUAGAGUGAAGGAGUCAUAUAUAGAAAAGCUCUAUGAAGAAGAGGUAGAUGGACAAAGUCUUCUUGAACUGGAUGAGGACUUUCUGAAGACUAGAUUUUGCAUGAAAUUAGGACCUGCUAAUUUGAUCAUCAAAAAAAGAGAUGAGCUUAUCAAAACCCAACAAAAUUCUCAGAAAAAGGAAAAGCUUUGCAGUGGCAAUAAAGCAGAGUCAAAGCAAAAAAACAAAAAGCAAAAACAGGGAACAAAACAAGGUCCUUCACAAGAGGUACAAAACGAGGAAAAUGUCUCACAGGAGAUGCAAAGUGCUUCAAUACAAACUGCAGUGACAGAAAAGGAAGAUUGCAAAGCACGGUCAUUUGAUCAAGACCCUGAUAUCAUAUAUAUGAAACACAGAGUCCUGCAGCCUGAAUCAGGAGCUUUUAAUCUGAUCAAUCCAUGCCGUGAAUUCAAGUCUCUUGUUACUGCUUCUACGUUGGAUAACUCACGACUCAGAGUCAAGUUUGCCAGAGAAGUUGUGAAAUUUGCAACUGGAUGUAUGAAUAUCAGAUCAAAUGGCACAAUCCACUUUGGUGUGAUGGACAGCAGGGAAGACAAGGGAUAUGUGCAUGGUGAGAUAAUAGGGAUCCCUGUGAAAGACAAAGACAUUUACGUGGACGCUUUGGACUACAUUGAAAAAUGCUUCCCUGAUGACAGUGAGCAUGUUCGACAAUGUGUGAGAUCACCUAGAUUUAUUGAGGUUAUGGAUCCUGAAAGUACAGAAAAGCGGUAUGUAGUGGAGGUUGACAUUGUUCCUUCAGUAAGCAUAGUUAGGGGCAAGGUCUACCAAGUUCGUCUGGUAAAGUACAAUGAGGCAACAAACAAACCUGAAUAUGAGAAAGCUACAAUUCUGAGAAGGGUGGGUGCAAAGACAGAUCAGGUGUCUGAGACAGACCAAUGUGACUUUUUUUAUCGUGUCAAAGAUAGGGAUGCUCAGAGAGAGGAGGCAGAGAAGUCUCAGCUUUGGAUUGGCCCUGAGAAUUACCAAAACCUCGGAAGGAAACUCACAAUGCUAAUGACGAGUGGAAAGAAAUUAAUCGAGAAGGAAAAAUGGUUCAUCUUCGUGACAAACAAAAUCAAACCUGAUGACCUUUGUCACAUUGAUUGGUUGGUGAACAUGAACAUUUUCUGUGUGUUUGAUUUUGACCCAGAUUCAAACAAGUCAGGUCUUUGCAGUAAAUACCUUCAACAUCAUAAUGCAAACAUGCAUUCUCUGCAGAGCUAUAACAUUUCCAGAGACACAAGCAUCAAAGAGUUCAUUAGCAAGUUACAUCUGUUUGACCAAACAAGCUGGAUCUUCUGUAACGGAUGUUCUGAUUACAAAGGAAGCGAACCUCAAUGCGAUGAAAUGAGUUGGACCAAAACAAAACGUCCUUUGCUGCGGGAAACUGUGUCUAUGAUCUGUAAACACAUCUUGCCAAAGGAGACAUUUCAGGUAAUAUUCUUAAUCACAUCACCCAUUGAGAAACCACUCUUGCACACCUUGUACGAGUUUUCAGCUGACAUGCAAGGCCUUGAAGACAUCAUUUGCAUUUGUGAAUCACAGGAGAACUUUCAGAAGUGGCAAAGUUUUGCAGAAGGAACAUAUGGAGCAGAAACUGUGAAUAAUCACAGUGUUGUCGGGAUGAAAAUGAGCCAUAUUGAUGCAACUUUGCAACAAAUUCAACCUGUAACCAAAGACACCACAAAACACUUGGGCACCUUUGAAAAGGGAAAAUGCCGUCUGGAAACCAAAGCAAAGGAACAGAUGUAUUCACUGGAAAUCCUGACAACUGAUCAUUGUGAUGAAACUAGCGAAGAGUUCAUCGAAGCUGAGAAGGAAAACAUUGAACGACAGUUUUACCACGGUGGGAAAGUGACCUGGCUGAAUUUCUGGCUUGCCGAGGAAAAGUUUGCUGCAGAUGUGAUUAAAAGGGAUGCAUACAGCGAAGUUUGUAAACUUCUUGCAGAUUUGAAAUUGAAUACCACACAGAGUCCUGUGAACAGAAUCAACAUCUACCAUCAUCCUGGAGGUGGUGGAAGCACUGUGGCAAGACAAGUAAUAUGGGAAAGGAGGAAGGAUCUAAGGUGUGCAGUUGUGAUGCCUUCAUACUCGGCUGAUGUUGUUGCACAGCAUGCAGUUCAGCUACGAGAGCAUGAUGAAAGAGAUCUACAGCGAUGUCUUCCUGUACUGCUCCUCGUUGAAGACUCAGAACAAGAAUACCUUGAUGAUCUCAGGAAUAAUCUAGAGGAAGCAAUUUGUAACAAGAAAAUCCGUUAUGAAAAACCCUGCUUCAUUGUGCUGAGCUGCAGACGUUGCAAUGAUCCAGAUAAGAAAAUCAAGGAGUCUCCACUUGAAAAUGUGUCUGUCACUCACAGACUGUCUCCUAAAGAAAAAAGGAUGUUUGCUGGAAGACGAAAGGUGCUUGAGGAAAAAUAUCAGCCUCAGUUUGUCCUGACAUUUGUUUUGAUGAGUGAAGAAUUUGAAAACGUAACAGCAUACGUUUCCAAAUUUGUGACCAACUUGCUUCAAGGCAUUGACCGUACAUCUACCGUCACUCGUUUCCUACUCUACGUGGCACUACUGAACACUUAUGUCCAAAACUCGUUCAUCUCCAUGUCUCACUAUGAGGCUUUCCGUGGUUUAAGCACAUAUGUCGAGAAGCUUCGCCUCCCAGUGUUUGAAAAAUCUCUCCAUGAAACAGCUAAACUACUCUUUUUGUACCUCAGAGAUGACAAAACACACCUUGAAUCAAUCAGAAUCAUCCACCCACGAGUUGCAGAGGAAAUCCUCAAACAGCUUCUGGGGAACCAAGAAAAACAAGGUAACUUGGCAAAAGAUUUGCUUGCUGAGAAAGUGCUCUUUGACCAUAGAUUUGGAAGGGAAGACUACUUGGCAUUUCUGAAAGCGCUUCUAAACAGACGAUCCAGGAUUAGCCGAGGAGAUGAAAAUGACAGUUUGUUCUCUCCUUUGAUAGAGCAUGUGCGCAAAAACGAAAGCCCAGACCUCGCAGUUGAAUUACUCAAGGAAGCAUACAGUUGUUUCUAUGAAGAUGCCUUUCUUGCACAAACCAUUGCCCGACUGUAUUAUUCCAAUGAAAAGUUUGAGGAGGCAAAAGACUGGGCAGAGAGAGCAGCCAACAAAAUGCCGAAAAACUCUUAUAUACUUGACACAAGAGGGCAGGUGUACAAGAGAUGGUUUGAAGCAAAGUUGAGAGUAAUUCAAAGUGAAAGGAAACCAAAGACAGCUCGAAACACUGCAUCAGCUGUGGACACUGCCCUGACUGCCAUAAAACACUUUAAGCACUGUCAGAAAGUAGCAGUUGCAGAACCAGAAACCAUGAACAGGCUGGGAUUCUUUGCUGAAGUUGAGGUUGUAUGUGGUCUUCUCAAACUGAUCUCUUCUUUACAAGAGUUUGCAGACAGAGACAAUGGCCAUUCAGAGUACGUAAAGUACCUUACCACUCCAGAUUACAUUCCAGCAGACAUUAAAGAUGCUUGGGAACCGUUUCAUGACCGUUUGAAAAACCUCCAAAAUGAAAUGACUGAAGCAUUGGAAUGGAUUUCAGAAGACCUCAGUUACUUCCAGAAAGAUGUUGAGGCACACGAAGGGGAGACUUCUGAGAGUCCUGAGGAAGUUGUGAAACAUCCACUCAGAUUUUUAGCAGAAGCAGCCUCAAAGUAUGGUAAGCACUUCAGUGGAGUUUCAAGCAAUCCUUCAACAUGCUCUCCUUCCACAAAGCGCAUGAUAAUCCAUCGCUUGGGAGGAGGUAACUUCACAUCCAUAUUCUACAACCUGACUAAUCAACAGGAGGGCGUGAAGGAUCUGCAGACCAUCCUCUCUCUUUAUCCCAAAAACCCAAUGACAGCCAAAUUUCAGCAAAAUGAAUUAGUCAAUUACAUUGCAACCAACAUUGCCCUGAACUGCCUUUCACCACAAUCUAAAGAGGUGGCGAGUCUGCACGACCUACAAGCACUCAGCCAUCAGUUCCCAACUGAAAAACAAAGGUGUUCUCCAAGUGCCCUGUUCUUGCUCACCUUGUUGUUUUGGCCGGAGGAUUCUGAUACAAAGGAUGAGAAAUCCCAAAAAUUUGGCAUUGUGCAAUCAGCUAUUGAGUACCUGAAAAGAGAGUACUUUGCCAAGAUAAAGGACAUCCCUUCACGAAAGAGAAAGCUUUACACACAUUUUUACCUGGGCAACAGGAAUGGCUUGGACAAAUUUGUUCACAAGAGCAAGAUUGAAAGUGUCACAAAAAGUCUCACACUCUCUGAGAAACGCAUGAAGUGGUAUCACGGCGAGGCAUGGAAAAUGCCCGAGAUUGCCCAGAUGCUAAGGAGUGUUUCUGGAUGGACUGAAGAUGGAGUUGUGUACCUUGAAGGCCCAGGAAAAAAGAAGUUCAGUAUUCAGCCUCUUCAUCUGCCUUCAGUGCCUUACAGUAAUGAAAAUGUCACCUUCUACCUGGGGUUUACUUUCAGAGGUCCGGUGGCUUGCAACAUCACUGUAAAGAGAUAGUUUGUCUUACUCGUGAAAUUUAUAACCCACAACAGUUCAUUAUAACUAAUACGUAAGAUGGCUGAACAUCAAAAUGUUGCAUCUAUUUCUUUUACACUUGUUUAUUUACAGAAUUUAAGGAAGUAUAAUCUAAAAUGUUGCUCAAAUUUAUUGACUAAUUAAAAUGUACAAUUUUGAUUUUUUUUUUUUUUAACUAUGCUUUUGCCCAUGAUUGGGCCUAUUCUUUUCUAUUGUUUUUGUAUUAUAUAUUCAUAUCCCAAAUGGACUAAUUCAGACCAAUGGCUGAAAAAACUUUAGAAAACACUACUGGAUCUGCUUCCUUACAUCACAGAAUUUGAGGAGGUUGUAACUGGAACAUUGACAGCAAACUGUAUUGGGACAGAUUAAUAUCAAUUGUUUUUCAUUUCAACAACUUUGGGAUGGAAAUGUUAUGGAUAAUUAUUGUAAGAUUCAGCAUGUUCUAAAUAAAGAUCCCUUAUCUAUU
Messenger RNA from Melanotaenia boesemani (Boeseman's rainbowfish), 5402 nucleotides. Its product is annotated as sterile alpha motif domain-containing protein 9-like. The transcript has 3 exons. Gene Ontology annotation, cellular component: cytoplasm. Gene Ontology annotation, molecular function: protein binding. NCBI's taxonomy places the organism in Eukaryota, Metazoa, Chordata, Actinopteri, Atheriniformes, Melanotaeniidae. Bases 320 to 4918 code for a protein of 1532 amino acids. The record is from RefSeq and is a predicted model, not a curated record.